AUGGUACAGGGGGAUGGGAUGCACAUUCUCCGGCAGCUGAUGCAGCUUGAGCAGGAGAGGGCGGUCUAUAUGGCCGGCCGCCGCGCGCUCAGCGAGCGCCGGGGAGAGAGUGUCGUCGUCACCGGUUGCUACUGUGGCAACCCCGCUGAGGGCGGAGUGCCAGCGCUCACCCACCCCCUCGGUCAGCCAGGCUUCAGAGACGGCGCAACCCAGGAUCUUGGCCGCCUGAAGCCCCAGGGUGGAGGGGCCGGCGCGGAGCGGCGCAGGCGAGGGGCAAGCGUCGUCGAUGGCCUGCAGCUUCAGCCUGCUCCUAGUUGCGCGGAGGAGUUGCACCGUGGCCAGGACUGGGGCUGCCAGCGCCGCUUCGGUGAUUUCUUGGUCACCUCUACUCCUCAUGCAUAUCUGGAGGUCACCGCGUGUGAGCCUGACACCCAGGCCGGACAUGCUGCUUGA
Auxenochlorella protothecoides is the source of this 453-nucleotide messenger RNA. RefSeq lists its product as hypothetical. The coding region runs from base 1 to 453 and encodes 150 amino acids. The transcript has a single exon. The record is from RefSeq and is a predicted model, not a curated record. NCBI's taxonomy places the organism in Eukaryota, Viridiplantae, Chlorophyta, Trebouxiophyceae, Chlorellales, Chlorellaceae.